Messenger RNA from Malus domestica (apple), 1549 nucleotides. RefSeq names its product protein BREAST CANCER SUSCEPTIBILITY 1 homolog. Lineage: Eukaryota; Viridiplantae; Streptophyta; Magnoliopsida; Rosales; Rosaceae. The record is from RefSeq and is a predicted model, not a curated record. Gene Ontology annotation, molecular function: ubiquitin-protein transferase activity. Gene Ontology annotation, cellular component: plasma membrane; BRCA1-BARD1 complex; BRCA1-A complex. Gene Ontology annotation, biological process: negative regulation of fatty acid biosynthetic process; double-strand break repair via homologous recombination; positive regulation of transcription by RNA polymerase II.
AUGGCGAAAAGGAACGUCGCUCUCCUCCGGACACUGGAAACAUACUACUAUCUGCAGAUUCAUAUACAGAAGAAAGAGAAGCCGAGCACAGCAGUUUCUUACCUACCAUCUGCAUUUUUCAAAAGGGACUUGCCUACAGAGCCUACGAGCNAAUCACCAGUGCAGAAGCUUCCUUCAUUGACAAAGAAUGUGGUCUUGAAGAGAUGUGAGGCCAUUCCUAGUAAAAUUCAAUGUGCUUUCUGUCUUGCAUCAGAAGAAUCAGAGGCUUCUGGAGAUAUAGGUCACUACUAUAAUGGCAAGCCUGUCGCUGCGGAUCACAAUGGAGGACUCAAGGUUAUACAUGCACACAGGACCUGCGCUGAAUGGGCUCCCAAUGUCUACUUUGAAGAAGAUACUGCUAUUAAUCUUGAAGCUGAAUUAACUAGGAGUCGUAAAAUUAAAUGUUCUUGCUGCGCAAUUAAAGGAGCAGCUCUUGGGUGCUACGAGAAGAGUUGUCGUAGGAGCUUUCAUGUCACCUGUGCAAAGUUGAUGCCUCAAUGUCGAUGGGAUACUGACAAUUUUGUUAUGUUAUGCCCCGUUCAUGCCUCCUCUAAGUUGCCAAAUGAAAGUCCUGAAUCUCAAGCAACGAGGAAGAAGAGCAAUCCUAAAAAACAACCGAAUGUUGAAUGUCCUAAAGUUGCUGCUAAACAAGACAGCAAUACCCCUCCAGAUCAGAAGUUUUGUGGACCGUCCAAGAAAUUGGUUCUUUGUUGUUCAUCCCUCACAAAUGCAGAGAGGGAGUCUGUCGCUGGAUUUGAAAGAUUAUCUGGACUUAUGGUUUUGAAGAAUUGGGAUUCUAAUGUUACACAUGUUAUUGCAUCGACAGAUGAAAAUGGAGCAUGCAAAAGGACCCUCAAAGUUUUGAUGGGUAUCUUGGAGGGGAAGUGGAUCCUGAAUGUGGAGUGGAUUAAUGCUUGCACAGAGGCCAUGAAACUAGUUGAUGAGGAGCCUUAUGAAAUCAAGGUCGACAUUUAUGGAAUCAGGGAUGGUCCUCGACUUGGUAGACUAAGGCUGCAGAACAAGCAACCAAAGCUUUUUGAUGGAUUCAAGUUUUACUUCAUGGGAGACUUUCUACCUUCGUACAAGGGGUAUCUACAAGACCUUGUAAUAGCUGCCGGAGGAACGAUUCUGCAAAGAAAGCCUGUUCCAGAGGGCCAAAAAGCCUUGUCAGCCGGUUCCCCCAAAUGUCAAACCUACAUAAUUUACAGCCUCGAGCUGCCUGAUCAAUGUCAUCGUAGCAAGAAGAGUACGAUUUUCAACACUAGGCAGGCUGAUGCAAAGGCUUUGGCCAGUUCCGAUGGAGCCAUGGCAGUGAGCAAUUCAUGGGUUUUGAACUCCAUUGCCGCCUGCAAGUUACAAAAUCUUUCUGAUUUCGAAUAGUAUACAUACUGCACAAGUCCUGUAAAUGUUUAGAACUUCUCCAGAAUCCAGUUCUUAUUUCAAUUUAGUUACUUUGUGGUUCUUUUAAACUGUGAACAUAAAUGAUUAUGUAAUUCUUCGUUGCUUCCAA